GGGAUAGGGCAGUGUGUAGAGCAAUGGAGAUUGCGUCAUCCGUGGAUCUGUUGGGGUGGUCUGCAAAUUGGAGUUGAACCUGGGUGUCAGGUAAUUGGAGUGGAUCCUGGGUGUCAGGUAAAGUGGAGCUUCUCGAAACACUUCAUGAUGACAGUAGUGCGUGCCACAGGACGAUAGUCAUUUAGGCAGGUUAAAUAUGUUUUAUUGCCACAUACACCAGAUGGGUGCAGUGAAAUUCGUUUUUUUACAGGGUCAGUCAUAGUAGUACGGCACACCUGGAGGAAAUUAGGGUUAACAGAUUUUUCACGUUGUCGGCGCAGGUAUUCAAACCAGUGACCUUUCGGUGACUGGCCCACCCUCAUCACUAGACUAUCUGCCGCCCUAAGGUUGCCUCUGUUUGCUUGGGUAUCUAGCGGACAUUCAUCCCUUGUAGGGCCAGGAGUUUGGAGUUCCUGGACACUUCAUGUGACCAUACUGAAAAAAACUCCUGGCCCUAAUCCCAUUUCAUUUGUUUCCUGGUCGUUGACUAUUUGUUUUCCAAUAAUACUCUGAAAACUCCAAUAAUACUCCCUGUGAGUCUUCUCUCUCCAUCCUCUCAUUCUGAAUGCAGUCCGUGUAUCCAUAUUCAAAUGAGAGGGAGCGAGGGAGAGAAGUUGCCAGCACAGGUGUAGAGAUCAAAUGCUGCUUCCGCAGUUGGUUUGUUCUCACUCCUUUUGGUAAGGUUUGGGAUAUUGAUUGACCUCAUCAGUUUAUCUUGGAUACAUUUUGUGUGGAUUUCAACAGCUGUUUGUCUGAUUAAAUGUAUUCCAGUGUGAAUAUCUAAAAAGGUAACCAGAACAAAGAAGUCUGAAUCGUUCCAGUCGAAGGAUGGGCAGGAUUCAACACCUGAUAUUAUGGGCUGUGUUGGUGGUGUGUUGUGUAGCUGAGAGACAGUACUUCCUCCAGUCCAACUCCUCCACCUGGGAACAGGCCAGACUACACUGCCAGGCGUGCUACAAGGAGAUGGUGAGCCUGACCCCUGACAACAUCCAGCAACUUGUCCAGAACCUGACCUCUUCUUACUGGGUCGGCCUCCGCAAAACCAUGAACAACGGCUCCUUCCCCUGGUCCCGCUGGUCCAACGGAGACCCCCUCACCUUCCAGAACUGGUACCCCGGUCGCCCCAUACUCUCCAAGCCCAAGAAUCCUGUGAACAUCUUUAACAACUACUAUUCCAUCCGCGCCAAUGACUGUGGGUGUUGCUGCACCAAUAACAGCAAACUUACCAGUGUUCCCCCGGUAACUACUAGCUACGGUAACUCUACAGAUGACCUUUUCACAGAGAAUGUAAACGUGGCGGCAUCGUCAACGAUGACACCAGCCGUGACAACCAAGGUGACGAAAGAUGACAUCUGUCAUGACGAGGGGAUCAACGUUCUUUACUGGAGUUACUGGUGGCAUCAAUGGCACCAAUAUGACUAGUGGGACCAAUGGGACGAAUGAAACUGAGACAGACGUGUAUAUUGAGGAGCCCUGCAUAGCCAUGCUCAGUUUUGGACUUUGGUUCGAUAAAAUCUGCUCAGAGCUUCUUCCUUAUAUCUGCUAUGAAGACCGUUUCUACGGUAAUGCCACCAUGACCAACAAGACACUACACAACGCGACUCUGAGCUGGACCCGUGGGCCUGGUGACAUCAGCGGAUACAGGGUGGAGGUCAAGUCCACUGACUACAACCUGACCCUAAACCACAGCAGUCUGAACCAGACCUAUGACCUUUCCAACCUCACCGCCGGAACCCAGUACAGAGUCCAGGUGUUCCCCAUUAAGUGUGGAAGAGACCUCAACCCACAGAACGUCUCCUUCUAUACCAAGCCUGGCGUGAUCCAAAAGCUCAGUGUCACCAAUGUCUCAGAAACAAGUAUCUCCCUGUCCUGGCUCGCUCCUGAGGGCAACCGUGACUUGUACAACAUUCAGGUGAGGGGUGAACCUGACCUGAAAAUGACCACACGCACAGAGAGCGCCCUGGUCAAAGGCCUGAUACCAGGAGGGUCCUACACGUUGGAGGUCAACGCCGAGGUGGAGGACAAGUCCAUCGAGGGAGAUCGACGGGAUAUCUCCUUCUACACCAAACCAGGAAAGGUGUCAAACUUAAAGCCGUCUGCUCUUACUAAAGACAGUGUCGACUUCCAAUGGGAAAAGCCGACAGGUAACACCUCUGGGUACAGAGUGCACGCCUGGAGAGAAGAAAACAACAUCACGUCCGACAUAUUCUGGAAGAAUGUGACAAACACGCGUCUGACGGUGGGGAACCAGUCGUCAGGUGCCAAGAUCUGGCUGAGCGUUGUGGCACUGGUGCCCGACGGAUCGGUUGAGGGAGAACGCAGCAUAGAGAUGGGCCUCACCACUCCAGGUAAAGUUACUGACUUACUUCUGGUCAUUACUGCGAACACCAUCACAGCGACCUGGACACCUCCUCAGGGAAACUACGAGGCAUUCAGUGUUCAGCUCAAGCUAACCGCCUCUAACGAGGAAGUGAAAACACAGAAUACAAGUGCCAGUCAACUUUCAUUCACCAACCUAAAGGCAGGAGUUGAAUAUGCAGUGACAGUCACCACUCUGAAUGGGUAUCUCAAGAGUGACCCAGAAACCAUUAGAAAUUUCACUCUUCCUCUCCCACCGCAAUCAGCCAAAAUCGAUUUCUUCAAUAAGAGUCAUGUCACCCUGUCAUGGAAAGCCCCCAUGGAAUCCCAAGGUGUACAAAUAACGUACCUGGUGAAAUACUUUUCUGAAUUCUGGAAUGAUACGCAGACGAGCGAGACAUACGCCACCAACUAUACAUUUCAUGAGUUGCAUGCUGGGACCAAUUACAACUUCGAAGUACGAGUGAAGGCGGGAACCCAGGAAAGCAAGCCCACCGAAACAUCACAGACCACAAGUGCUACGGUGAGAGUUCGAACUAUGACUAUGGCGUGUUCCUCCAGCGAACCUUCCAUCUGUGAGAAUAGCGGCGAACGGACAGAGGUCUUGAAAAAUUUGAAGACACAUUUCGGCAAGCGGUUCAGCAAGAAUGAAACUGGGGUUGACAUGGUGUUCUGGGAACUGGAGUGGCGAGAGGCAUAAUUUCACACACACACACACACACACACACUUGUACAGAUCAUCUAUUCAAUAUAAUUUCUUAGUCAAGAUUAAGAUAAAUUGUGUUUUGACAAAAAAAUGAUAACAAUAGAUAAAUGAAGAGUUACAUGCGUGCCAAGAAUGUAUGUGUAUUGAAUUUCUUGUCUUGUCUUGCUUGUUUUCAGGAUGUAAUGUAUGUUUUACAAAUACAUUUUAUUAAGGUAUUUUCUCUGACCAAAUUACUGAAUAAAAGUCUGACUCUUGGUGUGGAUAAUAUAUAUAUAUA
Molecule: messenger RNA, 3380 nt
Organism: Salmo salar (Atlantic salmon)
Lineage: Eukaryota; Metazoa; Chordata; Actinopteri; Salmoniformes; Salmonidae
Source: RefSeq, a predicted model, not a curated record